Messenger RNA from Morchella sextelata, 252 nucleotides. RefSeq lists its product as uncharacterized. The transcript has a single exon. The record is from RefSeq and is a predicted model, not a curated record. Bases 1 to 252 code for a protein of 83 amino acids. NCBI's taxonomy places the organism in Eukaryota, Fungi, Ascomycota, Pezizomycetes, Pezizales, Morchellaceae.
AUGUAUACGACCGCCGUCACCAAGUUUCUUCUCUUCACCGUUCUCGUCGCCCUUGCGGUAGAGUGCAGACCUGCCCCCGCCCUAGACAGCCUCGAAGGCCUCUCGAACAGGAUCCGUACCGGUGCCGUCGCUAUCGCGAACCCCGCCCACCCAAAAGACUCGAGGAUCCAGAGGAUUACCAGCAAGGAUGGUGAGGUUAUCAGAAUUCAGAAUGAGGGCGGGCCUCAGAAUGAGGAGGGGCAAUAUGAGUAG